GUCCCGGGCAACGCGCAAGCGCAAUCAGAUCCAGGCUGCAGACUUACUGCUCAUUGUGUUCUGAGCGGAGAGUUGGGGGUGGCGGUGGAACCCCCCCCCCCGCCCCCCCGCCGCCCGCGGAGCUUCUGGAAGGACCAGGCAGCGGCGCUCGGGCCUGAGGACGCGAGCGCGCCGGGAACGCCACCGAGGUCUGGCUCAUUCCGGAGGGCACGCCUCGAAUGCCCUAAACCUCGUGGAAUUUGGUCCCAACCAGAAAAAAAAGAGUCGGGCCAGGAAUGGGCUCCUGGGUUUGGGGUCAGGAUUUGAGUGCGCGUGGAUGAGGACAGGAUCGGGAAGCCCAUCUCUCAGGUGUGCAGUUGCUGCUGGCCCGUGGAAGCUGGAAGCUUAAGGGCUUCCCACCUGCCUCCCCUACACUUUGCCUGCCUUCAGCUGGUUUGUGAGAGAACAUGGUGAGCUUCAAGGAUGUGGCUGUGGUCUUCACACAGGAGGAGUGGAGUCUCCUGAGCCCUGCACAGAGGGCCCUAUACAGGGAGGUGAUGCUGGACAACUAUAGCAACUUGGUGUCCUUAGGACUCUUAGGACCCAAACCAGAUGAGUUUUCUCCCCUGGGAAAAAGGAAAGAAUGGACACUGGACACAUCCAGAGGCUUCUGUCUUGCAUGGAUGAUCAUACCUGUGAGUAAGAAAUCUCCUCUCAAGGCAGAUAUUCCUGAAGAAGAAUUAGAUCAGUGGACAAUAAAGGAAAGAUUGACCAGAGAUGAUCACUGGACACAUGCUGGCCUGUUGGAAGGGCAAUGCCAGAAAAGUCAGGAGAUUAAUUUACAGCAGGUGAGCUGCACCUCCCAGAACAUUCCAUCUGGGGUUAGUGAGCAGAAAUGCCAUGAAUCUGGGAAGGACUGCACCAAGAGCUCCUGUCCUAUACAAGAUGAGGAGUGUCAACUAAGCAAAAACACCUUUGAAUCCAGUGAGCGUGAACAAGUCUUCUCUAAUAAACAUCAGAGAACGCAUCCAAAAAACCUUCACACAAGUCAGAAAAAUCUGACUAAAGAGAAACGCUAUAAAUGUAGAGAGUGUGGGAAAGCUUUUCACCAAAGUACAUACCUUAUCCAUCACCAAAGAAUCCACACGGGGGAGAAGCCAUAUGAAUGUAAGGAAUGCGGCAAGGCCUUCUCUGUGAGCUCCUCGCUCACUUACCACCAGAAAAUUCAUACUGGAGAGAAACCUUUUGAAUGCAACGUAUGUGGAAAGGCUUUCAUCCGCAACAUACAUCUCUCCCACCAUCACCGAAUACAUACCGGAGAGAAACCUUUCAAAUGUAAUAUCUGUGACAAAGCCUUUGUGUGCCGAGCCCACCUUACCAAACAUCAGAAUAUCCACAGUGGUGAGAAACCCUACAAAUGUCACGAGUGUGGGAAAGCCUUCAACCAAAGCACAAGUUUCCUGCAGCAUCAGAGAAUUCACACUGGAGAGAAACCCUUUGAAUGUAAUGAGUGUGGGAAGGCUUUCAGGGUGAACUCUUCCCUCACUGAACAUCAGAGAAUUCACACUGGAGAAAAACCGUACAAGUGCAGCGAGUGCGGGAAAGCCUUCAGGGACAAUUCAUCCUUCGCACGACAUCGGAAGAUUCACACGGGGGAAAAACCCUACAAAUGUGGCUUGUGUGAGAAAGCCUUCAGGGACCAGUCCGCCCUAGUCCAGCAUCAGAGAAUUCACACUGGGGAAAAACCCUACACAUGUAAUAUGUGUGAGAAAGCCUUCAGUGACCAGUCAGCCCUUACCCAGCAUAAGAGAAUUCAUACACGAGAGAAGCUGUACAUGUGCAAGGUCUGCGGGAAAGCUUUUAUCCGAAGCACCCACCUCACUCAGCAUCAGAGGAUUCACACGGGCGAGAAACCCUAUGAGUGUACUAAGUGUGGGAAAGCUUUCAACCAGUCUGCAAACCUCAUUCAGCACCAGAGACAUCACAUUGGAGAAAAGUGAUUGAAACCAGUUUGUCCGGAACAGCAUUAGGAGUUAGGGAAGAUUCCUUCUCGAACGUGAGAGAUCUGCGCCAGAGAUGAACUAUGAAGUCUUGCAUCAAAUAGUUACUGAGUCAAGCUUCACAAUGUCAUGGAGCCAAAGGUGGUGUUAGGGAAGCUAGGUUCACCCAGGGAGGCAGCUGUACAACCUUGCACUAGACAAAGUGCAGAAUAGCACCUGGCAAUGACUCUGUUAGCCGAGAAGGGCAUACAAUAAAUGGUUAAUUGUUAUAUAAUGAAGGCACUGCCCAGGCAAGUGCUAUUACUGUAAAUAGAGUUCAGUUGGCCCAUGCAUGUCCAGAAGGCCAUUUAGUCCAAAUUUUAGCAACUACUAGACACUUUUCUCUGCCUACCCUCAACUGGGUUAAUCCCAAGGCAUGAAAGGGUAUUGAUAAGUGCAAUCCUUCUGUACUUUCCUUUCCUUAUAGAUAGUCUGACCACAGCAGAGCAAGAAGGUCCCCUGUUGGGACCUUUCCUGGUUACAGGGGUUACAAGCUGGUCUUGUGACAUUGUGAGUCAUGUGCAUAGAGAUGGUUCCCAGCACACCUGUAGACAGUGCCAUCUCAAGAUGCCAUGCCUGCGUCUGGCAGGGAAGAGUGGGGCUUAGGUGUGAUGUCAGUGUCUCCAGCCCUCAUGUGGACCAUGGAGCCCCAGAAGCAGACCCAGAACCCAGCUGCCCUCCGUGUCCUCCACCCUGCAGAACUGCAGACACUGCCUACUCCUGGGAGAAAAAAAAACUCCCAGUGCCUCUUCAGAUUCCUGUAAUCCGGUCUUGUCAGCUCCCUGAUUGGUUUUCCUCUGUCCACCAUAGAUUGCUUAGCUGUGGCUGCAGUGCUCUCCGGAUGCUGCCUUCCUCCACAUUCAGUGCCUCCUUUUUCUUUUUUUAAAAUUGUUUUAACCCUAUUGUCUUUAAGUAGUUGUACAGAGGGCUUCCAUCCAUGAGUAUUAUCAUGAGCAGGUUCACUCUCAUCUCUCACCCCUCUCCUCCCCUUAGUCUUCCUAGUUCCAUUUUUUACAUGUAUACAUUGAAUAAUAUUCUGAGUGCAUUCUCCCAUCCUUCCUCUCUCCAUUUGUCUGUCUCUCCACCACCACCCUUCACCCCAUUCCUCUCCCCUUUUCCUACAGCACACUUGGGCUUCUGGUUCCUGUGGGUGAGCCUCAAGAGUCUUCGGGCUAGGCCUGGCCUCUAUCCAUCUCCUUUCUCUACUCCACACUGCCCUCCCUCCCCUGCACUAUUGCCUUUCAUCAGCAUCAAGACACAAGACUUUCCCGCCCUGCUCUUCCCUGCAGCAGGAGGCCUCCUUCCUUAGCUCAGGCCAGCUCCACUGAAUAUAUUUUCAGUAACACUUGUAUAUACCAGUGAAGGGGAGGAAAUCACAAGGCUAGAUUAUUGGUCCUCACCCCUGGCUUUCUCCCACAGGUUAAUGACCAUGCUAACUCUUUUGCUUCUUGCCUACCGUGCUACCACCUGAGUCACGCUUCCAACCCCCUCAUAAUCACUCCAUAAGCACCAGGACUUGGUGAUGUAUACCACAUAGCACUAUAAGCUUUUUAAAAAGGUGAUUGAUGAAGAAUUACUCCACGGGGCAUUGUCAUGAAA
This is a messenger RNA of Dipodomys spectabilis (banner-tailed kangaroo rat), 3617 nucleotides long. RefSeq names its product zinc finger protein 454 (gene Znf454). Gene Ontology annotation, molecular function: DNA-binding transcription repressor activity, RNA polymerase II-specific. The coding region runs from base 447 to 1979 and encodes 510 amino acids. The record is from RefSeq and is a predicted model, not a curated record. The transcript has 5 exons. Gene Ontology annotation, biological process: negative regulation of transcription by RNA polymerase II. Lineage: Eukaryota; Metazoa; Chordata; Mammalia; Rodentia; Heteromyidae.